CUUCGAAACCUACGGUCGCAGCUUGCCGCUUCUGCCGCGGAGCUAAAUCCGGACGUACACCAGACCACCAACCUCUCAAGUUCUUCUGGACGUAGUGAGACCUCCGAUAAUGAAGUCCGACGGCAGUAGUGAUGGUUGUUUUAGUAGCCGGGAGUUCAGUUCACCUCAUCGACUGGCCACCAGCGCCGGCCCGCAAGCACUAACGUUUCGCAAACCGAUCCUCCAAAACCAUGUCUCCCGACAUGAUAGUUCCAGCACCUUCGACGGCAGCCAGCUGACAAGCCCCGUCUCACCAACAGCAAGUCUUUCACUCGAAACAUUGAGUACAUCAUCAUCGCGAAAUAGCAGCGGCAGUGGCAGUGGCGGGAUUAAGGGCUUGUUUGGGAAGUUCCGCACGUUGGGGAAGAAGGAGCGGAAUCUGGAUGAUCUUAUAGACCAGAUGCGCUUGGCAAAGGAUGAUGGCCCACGUAGUCCUGCUGCUGAACGGGCGGAGCGACGGAAAGGGCUUCUGGUUGGCAAGAAUGAGGAGAUGAUGUCCAACCUGUUGAAAGAGCUACGCGAAACCGGAGAGGGAGAGCCCAGGAGAUCACUAGAUGUGGAUGAAGGAAGAGUCAAAGACGUGCUAACCCCAACGGCCGAGCCAAAUGUUGGCUUGCCAGAGGAGUUUAUCCACGACGUAUUGAACGAGGAAUGCUACAGCCCUACGGAGGAGAUCUUAAAUGCGGAGCUGCCACUAACGCCCACGGCAACCCAUCAGAUCCGAAGCCCGCAGAAUCAGGCUCCGGCGUUUGCAAGGUGUACAGCCGAUGAUCUGAUGAACGUGCGGUCUGAUUCCGUUGAGGCCGCUGCACCUAUUACGGUCCUCACGACUGGCUGCGACGACAUGGCGCGAGCCACAGCCUUCAGUCCAGGAAGCGGCCCCACUCCUACAAAGGUCGCGAGUCUUCCCCUCCUGGAGAUUUUGACGAGCGGCAUGCUAGUCCCGUGCUCUGAAGGGAUGGAACGCCUACACUCCAUGAACGAGCCGAUUGUCGUCAUGGCCGCAGUUGGAGGAGGAAAACAGCAUGGAAGCAUUAGCCAAAUCCUUGGAAACAUGACGAGAGUGAAAGUGCCGAUGGGAUCAUGCAAGCGUAGUGAUGAUUCGAAUUCGAAGGUGCUGACCAUGAUGGUAUUGGAUGCACCACUGAAUAAUGUGCGGGAGGACGCUUUAGAGGAGAGCGAACCGUUGCUUCCGCACUACCGGACUAAGCUACUACUGAUCGAUGCACCUCCAUUCACGGGACGGACUCGAUCUGAGGGAACCGCGGACGCAAAUGAAGUAGCAUGGGAGUCAAAAGUACUGGCCCUGUUAGCAAUCGUGGCAUCAUGCCUAGUGUUUGUAAGUCCCGAUUGUUCCGGGCGAGAAAGUAUGUUACCGUUCACUGCGCUCGCCCAGUUGCCCGUUCUACUGGACCGGUCUACGCCGCUAGACGUGCUGUCGGCAUCAUUGGCGAAGAUUGUUUGGAUUAUGCUUGACGCGCGGGAUUCAGAAGAGCAUGACACUCGUCGCCUUGCAGGAUUGCUAGAGCCAUCUUCAGAUAUCGAUCCGACGAAUGAUGCGACGGCUUUGGCACAAGCCGUUCUUCAGAAGGUGUUCGAGGAUCCAUCGCUCUUUUCAGUCCCAACGUCACAAAACUUUGACGGGCCCGGGUGCGAUGAUACCCCAAGUGGUUCCGACGGGAAGAACCCUGUUCGCCCACCGAACAACCUCCAUCAGCAACGUAUGGAUACCAUCUCGGAGACGGUCUACAAAGCGAUUGGAAACAAAUGCUUGACUUCGGAACAUGGAGGCUCCCUCGCGUUAACGGGACGAGAGUUUGUUCAGGUGUUGAAACUCUGCUGCAACAUGCUCAAUGAUGACGGAGGAGUCCUGGACCUCAACAUCAUCUGCCAGGAGCUGCGUGAUGAUAGAUUUGCGGACUUGGAACGAGAUGCCAAGCAACGAUAUACAGAUCUGAUGACCGCCAUCUCCAUCCCACACAUGCCGUGCGCCCACUCUCGGCUCCGCCAACAUCACGCCGAAUGCACUCGGAAAACACUUGUCGCACUCCGCAACAUCGACCGUCACCAGAACCGACAUUUGUAUCGCUCGAAAGCAGCUCAGAUGACAGCAUGGCGGCAGGAUGAAGCCCGUUUGCUGCGUCUCAUGGGAACCAUCGAUGAGCGCGGAAAAGUAGAGCCGGACGACGCCUGGAUCGUUAGCUUUGUGCUGCUCAAUUACGAGAAGACCAUAGCGCGUUGCAAACGAGUACUGGCUAAAGGCCAAGACUUCAUUACCAAGAAGAUCGGUGAGAAUAAAUACACGUCCAUUGUCCAGUUUGACGAAGACGUGAACCAAAUCAGCGCAAACUUCCACCGCGCGUCACAACAGGCCGCACUUCUCUCGUCUAUAGCAGCUUGUAGCUUACAAUACGCUUUCGCGUCCGAGGUGGCAGCUCAACGCGCCCACCUAAUAUAUCGCUUCUCCGAACGUGCACGCCACGCCGCCCAGCUCGCCGAACGUGAACAAGCGAUGCGAGCGGAGGGUGAACGUCGGGAACGAGAGAUGGUUAUGCUACGCGCUGCAGACGCCUUGAGAGAGGUGCAAGGUCUCAUGCUUGGUGUAGUCGGCGUGCCCGCAUCCCCACUUGACAAUAGGUACCCCUGCCAGCACUAUCCACAUCCACCACCACCGCCAUUACUACAACUUCCUCCUCGCGCUCGCGCAGUAUGGAGAACGAAUCAAAUGCGCGCUUCCCAGUCCGACAAUGAUCGGAACAGCGACCGAGGACGCGCCUCUACGCCAACGGCUCAGCCCGCCAGUAAACCGAAGAAACGCAGUAGAUCUCGUGGGCAGCGGUCCGAUCGGAGCGGGACAGAGAACGCAAAGUCCGGCCCCGCCGGCGAUACCUCGUUCGAUCGCCAGUCGUGUCAAACGUCCCAGUCGGAUCCGUGUACGAACACUCGAAAGCAGAGAAGCACUAGUGUCGACAGACAUCGCUAUCGUUCUCCAUCAAAUCACCAUGUUCAGCUCAACGCCGGCAGCUUCUCAAAUCCAUGUCCUUAUAUCCACCCAGAAGAUACCAAUCACCCGCUGCUUUACCACGCCGAUGCACCGCCCGUACCCUCCAUACCAAGGAACCUUCAAUAUCCUCGAUUAUAUCCCCAUGACCAGGUUAUGCCCUCGCUACACCAGAUGACACGGUAUGGCCAUCAAUUAUACCAUAUGCCGCCCUUCGCGGCCCAAGGCAAAGUUCCCUCUCACGAAGAAAUGCGACGAAGAACGAAAUCAGGACCUACGGUUCUUUUCCAACCGUUUGGAGGUCGAAGGCACCCCCAAUAUUCAAAUCACAUGGGGCAUCCCACCCCGCUACCAUAUAUGGCGUACUAGCCGAGACGAUCGUACCUGUCUGUUGACAGCGCCUCUUUGAGGUAGCAUCCACCUUCUCCGGCCUCCCCUCCGCCUUCACAAGCCGGCGGAUUCCGCUUAAUUCCGUUGUACAGUUUUA
Molecule: messenger RNA, 3527 nt
Organism: Fimicolochytrium jonesii
Lineage: Eukaryota; Fungi; Chytridiomycota; Chytridiomycetes; Spizellomycetales; Powellomycetaceae
Exons: 5
Coding region: 110-3409 (1099 amino acids)
Source: RefSeq, a predicted model, not a curated record